Molecule: messenger RNA, 2013 nt
Organism: Leptinotarsa decemlineata (Colorado potato beetle)
Lineage: Eukaryota; Metazoa; Arthropoda; Insecta; Coleoptera; Chrysomelidae
Product: E3 ubiquitin-protein ligase synoviolin B
Biological process (GO): ERAD pathway; proteasome-mediated ubiquitin-dependent protein catabolic process
Cellular component (GO): endomembrane system
Molecular function (GO): ubiquitin protein ligase activity
Source: RefSeq, a predicted model, not a curated record
CAAAAUUCAAAAUGUCAAGGUCAAAGCUGUCACAUGAAAAUAUUCAAAACAUUCAGAAAUUGCGAAUAAUAUGUAAAUAAAAAACUCAUACAGUUUCAAACUGGCGAUUAACAAUAAGCAUAAUCAUGAGAACCGCAAGUAUUUCUUUGAUAAGCGCACUGUUAACAACAAUAGUUGUGGCAAAUGCGUAUUUGCAAAAGAAACAAUUCUACCCAUCCGUCGUCUAUAUUACUAAAUCGAACCCAAGUAUGGCUGUUAUCUAUAUUCAAGCGUUCGUAGGCGUUUGGAUGACUGGUAAGAUUAUGACAAAACUCUUCUUCGGUCAGCUAAGACCCGCGGAACUGGAGCACUUGAUGGAACGAUCUUGGUAUGCAGUAACAGAAACCUGUCUGGCCUUUACUGUUUUCCGAGACGAUUUCAACCCAAAGUUUGUGACUCUGUUCACACUGUUGUUAUUCUUGAAAGCAUUCCAUUGGCUAGUCGAAGACAGAGUGGAUUAUAUGGAGCGGAGCCCGAUAAUCAGCUUGCUGUUCCACGCUCGCUUGCUAACCCUUCUCACCCUCCUCGGCUUUUUGGACAUAUACUUCAGCAGUCGCGCCUACCAAGUCACCGUGACGAAAGGCGCCUCCGUGCAGCUGGUAUUCGGCUUCGAAUACGCCAUCCUCCUGACCAUUCUGGUCAACACUACGAUAAAGUACAUCCUGCACUACGUCGAUCUGAACAGCGAAUCGCCCUGGGACAACAAGGCCGUCUUCCUGCUGCACACUGAGCUGGUGAUAGGCUUAGUUAAGGUGAUGCUAUAUGGGGCGUUCAUGACGAUCAUGGUGAGGAUUUAUUCGCUGCCCCUUUUCGCGCUCAGACCCAUGUACUAUGCCAUAAGGGAUUUCAAGAAGGCGUUUAGCGAUGUCGUUCUGUCUAGGAGGGCCAUACACAAUAUGAACAACCUGUAUCCGGAUGCUACUGGGGAGGAGCUGCAGUCCGUCGACAACGUCUGCAUAAUCUGCCGCGAGGAGAUGACCUCGGCCUCGAAGAAGCUGCCAUGUAACCACAUCUUCCACACGACCUGUUUGCGCUCGUGGUUCCAGAGGCAGCAGACCUGUCCGACCUGCCGGCUAAACAUCCUCCAAACGCCCUCCAACCCCACACGCAGGCAACCACCCGCCGCGCCUCCCCACGCCGCCCCCGGGAACCACAUGUUCUUGGGCCACAACAUUUACCAGAUGUUCAACCAGCCGGAAGCUGAAAACUUCCAGCGACAGCAGCAGGAGAGGCCUACCGAGCAGCAGCGACAACAGACUCCUCUUCCUCCUCAGUUUAUGAUGCCGCCGUUUCCGUUUUUGCCGUUCCUGCCGCCCCCGCCUAUGCCCGCGCCGAAUUUUGCCGAACUUUCGGUCGAAGAACUGCGAGCUAUGGAGGGGAGCGAGAAGGAGAACGUCGAGGCGAGGAUCCAGUGUCUGAGGAAUAUUCAGAUUCUCCUCGACACUGCUGUAACAAUGAUGCAGCAAUACAGUGCAGCCGCUUCCCACUACUCGCAAAUACCAACCGCUGCUACGUCCAGCCCCUCAAACCCAUUCCAGGCUAGUUUUCCUUCCGCCUCAGGGUUCAACAACUCAACGCCAAAAGUGGCCAAAGUGGCUCCAACCACCAGUUCCCCGCAAGUCAGCACGACACAUGACUGGGUCGAAAGUACUUCUGAUGGUGCCGGCCCUUCGAAAGAAAACGUGGAAGAGAUUGGGGGUGUACAAGCUGAAGAAGAAGCGAAAAAGCUGCAGGAAUGCGAAGCAGUGGGCCUCUGUCCAAAGGAAGAAUAGUUGAGUGUGGGGGUUUUUUAAUUUUGUGGGAGGUGUUUGAAACUGGAUUCUUGAGAGGAAUGGUGGGCGUGUUGGAGCAAAUCUCUUUUUUUUCAGGAUAGAAAGCAGGAAACUAAUAUAUUAACUACCAUAUCAACUGUAAGGCGACUUAUAUCUUCAUAGUGAGGUUCGUGGUUGGCACAAAUAAAAUCGAGGUAAAAAA